Nezara viridula (southern green stink bug) is the source of this 396-nucleotide messenger RNA. The record is from the annotation of a GenBank genome assembly. NCBI's taxonomy places the organism in Eukaryota, Metazoa, Arthropoda, Insecta, Hemiptera, Pentatomidae.
AUGCGCAAUAUCCCAGUUCCCAAAGUAGGAAACUCCAUUCCGAGAAACGAAGACGAAGGAUGUAAGGAGAGAGAGAGAGAGCGUCAAGAAGUUCAUCGAGGUUAUGAAGGAGCACAAGAGCAGCCAGGGGAGAUAGGUUUAUCUUCUCUCCCCGACCUUGAUGUGCUGCCCUGUUUCACAAGAGGCAGGAUGUGGACACCGAUAAGCCGAUGGUUCUCUCAUGCUCUAUCUUCCCUCUUCAUAAUCUCGGCACCAAUAGCACAGAGAGCACGGACCGAAGUAGUAAACCGGGUAACCGCCCGGGAAUGUGUAAACAAUAUCUUGGCAGAGAUAGCGACUGUUGCACCAAUCCUCAGCCAAACAAUGAUAAAUGUAUUUUUGAAUACACUAAUGUAA